This is a messenger RNA of Microthlaspi erraticum, 216 nucleotides long. The record is from the annotation of a GenBank genome assembly. NCBI's taxonomy places the organism in Eukaryota, Viridiplantae, Streptophyta, Magnoliopsida, Brassicales, Brassicaceae.
AUGCUUCUGAAUAUGUUAGACCAAAUCCUCUGUUUUUCAGCUUUUAGCUUAGCCAAGGUGAUGCUUAGACCGACUUCACCACGAACUGGUGUGAUUGCUGGAGGAGCGAUUAGGAUCGUGCUAGUGAUGGCAGGAGUAGAGAACGCAUUGGGGAAACAGUUGGGAAGCAACAAUGCUCUCAACAACGCAAGAGCCACUCUUGGAGAAGUGCUAUAG